AUGGGCCGUAUCGUCGUCAAGGUGUACAUCGUCCGCCAUGGAGAGACGGACGAGAAUCGGAAGGGUAUCAUGCAGGGACAGCUGGACACACAGCUGAAUGCUGCCGGUGUAGAGCAAGCACAGAUGGCGGCGAACGCGUUAGAACGAGUGCAGUUCAAGAAGGCAUUCAGCAGCGAUCUAGAUCGAGCAGUCAAGACUGCAGAGAUAAUCAUCGCAAAGCAUCCAGGUGUAGCUUUGGAGACAAAGGCCGAGUUACGGGAAAGACAUCUCGGUGAUUGGCAGGGACAGACAAUCACCACACGGGGCUCAACGGCCCCAGCAAAUGCGGAGCCCGUCAGCGACUUCAGCUUGCGAGCUGCGCGAUGGUGGAAGACAACGAUUCUGGGAUAUGCCCAAUCCGCGCUUUUGAAUGGAGAAGAGCGAACAGAUCCUGCUUGCGUGUUGGCCGUGUCCCACGGAGGCUACAUUUCCCGAUUAAUCGCAAACCUAGUUGAGUUAGAUGGGGUUAAGGUCGCAGAGGGUGUCGCGGUGAAUUCGAAGUGCUGGAACGCGUCGAUCUCGGUCAUCGACAUAUACGAGGAUGGGGAGAGCGAACUAGUGACUUAUUCAGAUACGACGCACCUCAAGGUGGACCUUGUCCAGACAAAUGCGGAUGUCAUCACGGAUAAGUAGACCAUAGAAUAGAAUUCUAGAAAUAGAGACAUGAAGUAGAGGUCGGUAGCAU
Messenger RNA from Postia placenta MAD-698-R-SB12, 724 nucleotides. RefSeq lists its product as hypothetical. Gene Ontology annotation, cellular component: cytosol. NCBI's taxonomy places the organism in Eukaryota, Fungi, Basidiomycota, Agaricomycetes, Polyporales, Adustoporiaceae. Bases 1 to 672 code for a protein of 223 amino acids. The record is from RefSeq and is a predicted model, not a curated record. The transcript is spliced from 3 exons. Gene Ontology annotation, biological process: fructose 2,6-bisphosphate metabolic process; negative regulation of glycolytic process; regulation of pentose-phosphate shunt. Gene Ontology annotation, molecular function: fructose-2,6-bisphosphate 2-phosphatase activity.